Molecule: messenger RNA, 3845 nt
Organism: Myripristis murdjan (pinecone soldierfish)
Lineage: Eukaryota; Metazoa; Chordata; Actinopteri; Holocentriformes; Holocentridae
Gene: slc25a29l
Product: solute carrier family 25 member 29-like
Exons: 4
Coding region: 421-1353 (310 amino acids)
Biological process (GO): mitochondrial L-ornithine transmembrane transport
Cellular component (GO): mitochondrion
Molecular function (GO): high-affinity L-arginine transmembrane transporter activity
Source: RefSeq, a predicted model, not a curated record
CAGAAAUAGAAAGGUUUGGAGGAAAGAAGCACGAGUAAGAAGCAGCACCGAGGACACAUCAGCAAUAUCUGCUCAGGUCCAGAAACUCAGCAGCAGUCAGCCCCGGGUCUGUGUGAUUAGCCGUCAUAUAGUCUUGGAGAAGAAGAAGAAGAAGCAGACGGAGAAGGGGAUUGAGACUUUUAUUUUAGGCUUAGCACAGCAACAGCAACUUCUCAAGCACCAAGGAGAACACUGUGAACUGUUAAUUUGCUAUCUUGGCCCAACACCAAGCCGGUUUUUUUUGUAAACACCAAGUUUGAACAGACUCCAAGCCAAUAUUUAAAUCAAAGUAAUUGCCCGGAGCUUGUGGUGUGAAAAAAAGUCUACUGUCUUUCAACUUAGCCUGCCAAUUUUAAACCGCUAACACAGAUUUUUGAGGGGAUGGCAUUGGACUUUGCUGCGGGUUGCAUUGGAGGUGCUGCUGGUGUUUUGGUUGGACACCCUUUUGACACUGUAAAGGUAAGGCUUCAAGUUCAGAAUGUGGACAAACCUCUGUACCGUGGGACAUACCACUGCUUCCAGUCCAUCAUACGCCAGGAGUCGAUGCUUGGUCUGUACAAAGGCAUUGGCUCUCCAAUGCUGGGGCUGACCUUUAUCAAUGCCAUAGUAUUUGGCGUCCAGGGCAACGCCAUGCGAAAGCUGGGCAGGGACACGCCACUUAACCAGUUCCUGGCUGGAGCUUCUGCUGGAGCCAUCCAGUGUGUCAUCUGCUGCCCCAUGGAGCUGGCCAAGACACGUAUGCAGAUGCAGGGGACUGGCGAAAAGAAGUCCAAGAGGAAGAUGUAUAAGAACUCAGUGGACUGUUUGGUGAGAAUCUACAGAAAAGAGGGAAUCAGAGGCAUCAAUCGUGGCAUGGUGACCACACUGAUCCGCGAGACACCGGGUUUCGGUGUGUACUUCAUGACAUAUGACAUCCUAACACGUUCACUGGGCUGUGAGCCAGAGGACCCAUACAUGAUCCCCAAGCUGUUGUUUGCUGGUGGGAUGUCCGGUAUUGCUUCCUGGAUCUCCACUUAUCCUGUGGAUGUGAUCAAGUCCCGCCUUCAGGCAGAUGGGGUCGGCGGGGUCAGUAAGUAUAGUGGCAUCAUGGACUGUAUCAGGCAGAGCGUACAAAAGGAAGGCUUGAGGGUGUUCACACGUGGGCUUAUGUCCACUUUGCUCCGUGCAUUCCCAGUGAAUGCAACCACAUUUGCUACUGUGACUCUGUUUUUAAUGUACAUGCGUGAAGGGGAAGAGUGUUGCAUUCAGGAGUGUGAGCCACAGGCUGUCCCUCUACAGCCCUUGCAGCCACAGGCACAGCCAAGCAGCAUGUAACCUGGUUCAGGAUGUUGUGUAGGGCAUCUGUGUGGCAAUAAGACAGGAUCAGCUAGCCUUUCUGCCUUGGAUAUUUUUAAUGAAUGUGUGGAAGUUUAGAGGGAAGUUACAGCUUGAUGUUUAUUGGUUAUAUUGGAAAGGUGAACUAUGUAAGUCUAAGGCAAAUCCUUCUGUCAAGUGACCACUUGUUCUAGCUUCAAUCCAUUAGGAAGCUUUUAUUUAAAUAGACUAUAUAUUUUUAGAUUGAGGCUGCACUUGUAUGAUCUCUUUUUAAAACCCUUGGUUUUGUACAGAUCCGUGUUUUUUUUUUUUUUUAGUUUUUUGUUUUUAGUUUUAAGUUUUGGAAAAUUGAUGGUUACUGUGGCAGUUACUGUAACGGUUAAAUUGACUGUUAAAAUUACACUGCCUGGCUUAACCCUCAGACCUUUAUGUCAAAGAAUGCUCUUUAAUGUGGUGUUCAUGUAAUUGAGAAGUACUAGCCAUUCAGGCUUCAUGCUAAAAAAGGGUGCCUGAAAUUGUAAAGUAUGCAAACAUAGCUGUUUUAAUUAUCCAAAGAAAGAGUACAAACCUUCCGUGUGAUUGUGAAAGCUGAAGCAAGUAAAAAAAAACUAAGCUUGACAUGAAUUUGAAACAGGUAACUGCUCCAUUAUAUUUUCUAAAAGGUGCACAGUCCAGGUCAAUAUUUACCCCAUAUAUUACAAACUCGGCAUGUCAAAGUCCUUAUCAUAAUGGUUAAAAACUCAAAGGCAGCCGUAUACAUGUACAUACAUGUAUGUAGAUAUUGUUGUAUUUAUAUGUAUUUAUGCUUUUUUUCUGAGGUUACACUGUAUGUAGUGAAAUGAAACUUUCCUAUGAAAAGUCAUGUUACUGCAGAGUCCCAGGGAUUCGUCCAACUAGUGACCCAAAAAAUAUUAUAUUCUAGCAUUGAUCAUGUUGAGUUUUGAGUUAAAUUUGUUGUUUGUUUUCUUGUUUUUCUCUCUGCCAUCAUCAGCUCUGGGGGUAUUCCAGAAAGCAGGGUUACUGACUUAACCGAAUUUGGUAAGUCAGACUUAAGGGAAACCUGGCAUUUUCAGUUCCAGUAAAGGCGAUUUGGUGAACUCUAGGCCAGUUACCAUGGUAACAUACGCUUUGAAGCUUACAUGCUCAGUAGCAGGUUUACUUGAACUAACCUCAAGUUUUUGGUGAGAGAACCUGUUGAAAAUGCAGCAUUUUACCUGGGAGAUGGUCAGGACAUUGCAUGCCUUUUUUUUUUUUUUAACCAGUUUAUGAGUUGCAAAUUGUUAAGAGUCUGCCUUUCCUGCUUUCCUGAGAAAGUGACAACUAUGCUUUCUAUCAUUUGCGAUUCCUGCAAGAAAAUAAUUUUAGAUUUGCUUCGUUGCUUCACCUGCACCACAGUUACACUGAUUGAAACAGAAUCAAAGUAUCUAGCCCAUUUGAACUAUUAUCUCAUAUUUCAAGGUGCUGCCAUGUUAGUUUUUUUUGCCUGUAGGAUUUCAACCAAGAAGGAUGUGUAAUAUAUCACAGUUGAAACAAAUCUUGUGUUAAAUUGUUGAAACUCAUGAACUGACCUGAUGAGCAUUUUUCACCAACUCACACACUUUUGCAGCUACUGCCAUGCUAAUUUUUCCUCAGAUUUGAUUGAAUACAAUGCAAUCAGCUGUUUUGUAGCCAGGUCUGAUUUGACUAUAACCACCUCUGAAAUCUGGGUUUUUGUAUUUUGUUAAACAUGGUUUCUGGAAUACCCUUCUGGUCUCUGGAAUUCCUUGGGAAAAUGAAUACCAGGGUUGGGCGUGGCUGUUGUAGUCUCCACACUGAGUGUAGCUGGACCUGGAUAUAGUCCAAGCAAACAGAUGCUUAAUCUAGAUACAAACUAGGUUUCUAGGUCAAAAGUGGGAAAAAAAUGAAUUGGUCACUUGAUGCUGUUUUUCUUCGACUCAAUCAUUGUCUAAAACCAAAUGUGACACUAAUACUGUGUCCAAAGAAAGCACCUUCCUGUAAUCAAGAAUAUUAAUAUCCAGUUAGCACUUGAACGAAAAAAUGCUUGGGAUUUUCAUUUUUCUCUUUAGUCACUUUAAUUUAAUUUUUAUGUUACAAUCUGUAGAUUUCUUUUCAUGUGGAGGAAAAUGGUUAACUUUGUCUACAUUGUGAAUGUGACUUUGCUUUCCUUAUGUGUUUCACUGUACUUUAUCCUCUUCUUUUAGUAUCCACUCUCCUUUGGCUGCUCAGUUAACUGAACACAAUCCUGUACUGCUAGUCAUUGUUAAAUGUAUUUUAGACUUCAAGCAGCUGCUUUCUAAAUCCACCUAACUUGAGCCUGAGUGUGCUGGUUGGAUGAUUACAUGAUAGCUGAUGUCUUUGUAAAAGCUGCUGAUAAUGUUGCUUGUGUUUUCUGCAUUUGUUUAUAUACAGCAUCUUGCAUUAAAGUGGCAUGUACAGUAUGUAGUUCUUUCAAAGGCUGGUAAAAUAAAAGCCAGAUCUUGUUUUUGUCAUAA